AAAGCUGCUCUGCAUAUUCCUGCCAUCUUUCUCUGAUUGCUUGUUGGUCAUAUAAUUCCUGAUGAAUACAUCCUCUGAUCAUAGCCUUUCUUGGUAGCCUCAUAUUGUAAUAAACAACAACAUACAUUCAAUUUUGCUGAUACUAAGAUUGUGGGACGAGCAGGCAGAAAAACAACCAUGGAAGUGACUGAACCCUGGGAAAUUGGAUGCUCAUCAAUCAACAGGAAUGCUGAUUUAUCCCACUUUAUCAAUUACUUGAUAAAGGCAAGAGCUUGGCUGCACAAGGAAACGAUUUAAUAGCCAGCCCUCAAUACCCCAAUCUGCAUCUAAAAAUGUACGUACAACAGGCACCAUAUAAAUACCCUGAGGUUCCCAAUUCCUUGUGGAUGAGGGUACAUCAUGAAUCUGAAAGCUCUGAAGACAAAAUCUCUGGUCACGUGACCAACCCAGAUUGGAUCCUGCAAACUUGUGACUGAAGUUUGGCUACUAAUUACAAUGAAGAGUUGCUAUGAUUUUGCAGUUAAAUGUGCUUGGGACAGAAAUAUUGAAAUACUAAACUACAUGAUUGCAUGAAUACUUUUUUUAACUCCAGUACUGGGGAGUCAUAUACUAUAUUAUCGCUGAACCUCUAAGAAUCUUGUAAAAAGUCCAGCAUCAACUGUUUUUCAGCUAUCAGUAUCUUUCAAAACAUCUUAAUAAGAUUUAUGCAACCUAAUAAUUUGUGUGGUGACAUACUAGAUGUGUUAUCCAGCAUGAAGCCUGAUGCCUAUUGGGAAUAUCUGGAGAUGACACAAGUUACAGAGGACCCGUCUGGACAUGACAAAACAAAUCAUUUGAUAACAAAAACUCUUGGAAGCACUUGUAAUUCUCAGCUACUCCAGACACCAUUCCUAGAAGAUGUAGAACCUGCCCAUCUUUGAAUCACUGAUGAAGUGGACUUGCCUAUUCUUUCUCCUUGGAUGCCUGUUUGUUGGUGAACAUGUUCUGAGUGCUACAGCUUCCAAACUAUUUAGAGAUGUGAUGACUCAUAGAACAGCAUAUUCUCAUAACAAGCACAACCACAGGCUGGAUCAUUGGUAUUCUGAUCGUAAUAACUGGAAUGAUAAGCUUUAUCCUAUCUGGGAGAAAGGAGACUCCAGAUGGAAAAACUGCUGGAAAGGGGGAAGAGUAGUAGCUAGUUUGACCUCUGAUAGCCCAGCUCUUAUAGGAUCUAAUGUGACAUUUAUUGCAAAACUAAAAUUUCCCAGAUGUCAGAAGGAAGAUAAUGACAGCAAUAUAAUAUAUGAUCGAAUGUGCCUAAAUAAUUCUUCAGUUCUUUCUGAUGAAUAUGUUUAUAAUUGGACCCAGUGGAUUGAUGACUGUAGCUGGGUAAAUUGUACACAUAACAACAGCUAUAAUGUUUUCCCAGACGGAAAAUCUUUUCCUUAUCACCAUGGAUGGAGGAGAAGGAAUUACAUCUUUAUAUUUCACACACUUGGACAAUAUUAUCAAAUAAAAGGAGGUUCAUCAGUUAUGAUAUCAAUCAACACAACAAAUAUCACUGUUGGUAAACAAAUGAUGGAGUUGGCCGUUUACAGAAGAGGUUAUCGCUCAUUUGUACCUGUAACCACAUCAAAUGCUAUUUAUGUUGUAACUGAUCAAAUCCCCUUCUAUGUGAAUAUAUCACAGAAGAACAAUCGCAAUAUUUCAGACUUUAUCUUCAUCAAGGAUAUCCCCAUUAUGUUUGAUGUUCGGAUUCAUGAUCCCAGCCACUAUUUGAACCAUUCUGCUAUUUCUUAUCACUGGAAUUUUGGAGAUGGUAGUGGGUCAUUUGUUUCCAACAAUUCUAUUUCAACACAUACAUACACACUUCUGGGAAAUUUCAGUGCUGACUUAUCUGUUCAAGCUAUUAUACCUGUACCUUGUGGACCAGUGACAGUUUCUCCUUUAUCUACAUUUCCAGCAUUCACUACGCAGUUGCCUUCUAAUACAACUUCCACCUCCCCUAACGUAACCGAGGCGCCCACAGGACAACCUCCUGUUGAAAGGUGCAGUAUCACUCGAUAUGGAACUUACAAAGCAACACUUACCAUUGUAGAUGGGAUCCUUGAGGUAAAUAUUAUCCAAAUGACAAGUGUCCAGAUGACAGCUACUCAAGUUGGAAGUUCCGUGGUUGAUUUCGUAGUAACCUGUCAAGGGAGUCUACCUACAGAUGCCUGUACAUUAAUUGCUGAUCCCACAUGUACGAUUUUACAGAGUGAGUCAUGUCACCCCGUUGAUGUUGCCGAUAUAUGUUUCCUAACCAUAAGAAGAGCCUUCAAUGAAUCUGGAACCUAUUGUGUCAACAUCACACUGGCUGAUGCAACAAGUCUAGCACUCACAAGUACUGUGAUCUCUAUCAAUGGAGAUGAAGCAUCCUUUUCAAGAACAGCAGAAGGAAUUCUGGUUACAGGUGGUUUCUUGGUGGUGCUUGGUAGUUUACUGAUUUUCUUCCUUUACAAGAGAUAUAAAGAAUAUAAACCUAUUGAAAGAAAAACAGGUCAAGGGAAAUCCAGCGAAGGACUAAGCGUUUACUUCAAUAAUGUCAAGGCUGUUCUUUUCCCAAGAGGCAAUGAGAGAGACCCUCUGCUGAAAAGCAAGCCGGGAAUUGUCUAAUUCUUCAAGUUAACAUUUUAAAAUUGCAUGUUAAAAUUUCAAGCUUUACACUGAACUGCAAUUCACUGUAGGAAUGCUCUUAAAAAGGGAGGAAAGAUGGCAUACUUGCAUUACAUACAAAAUAAAAGCUAUUGUUCAAUACACUUGAAAUUAUAAAAUAUCAGAACAUAAUGUAAUAUUAGUUGACUUAUCUUGGAUAUGCUAUAAUGUAUCAGUUAAUGAAUCAUUUAUAAGAUAAGGUAACAUUUAUUUUCCUUUUUUUUCCUGUGAGCACACCUGCCCCCAUUAAAAAUGUGGAAUUAAAAGUUCUGUUUCCUGCUCUUCAGGAGACAAUAUAUAUCUACCCAAACACAUACAACACAUACAUUAUAAUGGGUACAUUAUAUUGGGUACUAUAUUCAGUAUAUUGGAUUAUUGCAGAAAUUUGUCAUUGGGAAUCAAUACUGCCUGACAAGCAAACAAAUAAAUAAAUAAAAUUUACUCCUGGG
Molecule: messenger RNA, 3122 nt
Organism: Thamnophis sirtalis
Lineage: Eukaryota; Metazoa; Chordata; Lepidosauria; Squamata; Natricidae
Source: RefSeq, a predicted model, not a curated record